Molecule: messenger RNA, 5286 nt
Organism: Haliotis rubra (blacklip abalone)
Lineage: Eukaryota; Metazoa; Mollusca; Gastropoda; Lepetellida; Haliotidae
Product: ATP-dependent RNA helicase TDRD9-like
Exons: 38
Coding region: 71-4480 (1469 amino acids)
Cellular component (GO): intracellular anatomical structure
Molecular function (GO): RNA binding; ATP binding
Source: RefSeq, a predicted model, not a curated record
GCUCUACUUGGCGCCAUGUGCGAAAGUGUUGACAGUUCAUAACAAGCGAAAGCUCGGAUAGUUCGUCAACAUGAGCAGGUUAACAACUGAUAUUACACUAGAAGAUAUUGACGACUGGUUCAAGAUAGGAAAGGAAGCAACACAGAAGAAGUCCACGAUACAGUCUGUGCCACGAAGCUUCACUGGAGGCCGGGACUACGACCCACGAACUGGAACUGUACAUGGAGUGCAACAAAAUGACUUUUCAAAGCAUCUUCCAACCUAUAAAAGGAAUGUGGCUGUGGACCAACACGAGUAUGCUGAGCGGAUCCAAGAGGAGGAGAAACAACAUCUCCUGCAGCAUUAUCAGCCCCUGCAGGUUGGGCCGAUGUCUCCUGGUGGGGAAGUGGUUGGGGGGAUGGAGCAGCUGGAACUAGACAGCACCGUGGCGGGGUCCGUGGGGAUGCCGGAGGACCUGGUGCCUCCUGGAGCCACUGAAGUCUACAACAACUACCACUUUGCCCACAACUAUGACAAGAAACUGCCCAUCACAAACCACAAGGAACAGCUGUUGAGCACUAUAGAGAGUAACCAGGUGACAGUGGUCCAGGGUUCCACCGGCUCUGGCAAGACCACGCAGGUGCCCCAGUACAUCCUGGAUCACUAUGCUCAGGAACACAAGCACUGCAACAUCAUCAUCACACAGCCUCGUCGUAUUGCCGCAGUCAGCGUGGCAAGGAGGGUAUGCUCCGAGAGGAACUGGACUCUUGGAGCGAUCUGUGGAUACCAGAUUGGCCUGGACAACAAAACAUCGGAGGACACUCGCAUCACCUACUGUACAACUGGGGUACUGAGAGAGAAGUUGAUUAAGACGAAAAAUAUGCUGCAAUACACACACGUGAUCCUUGAUGAGGUUCACGAACGAGACCAGGAGUCGGAUUUUGCCCUGUUGAUUGUGCGGAAGUUGCUGCGUACCAACUCACAACAUGUCAAGGUCAUCCUGAUGUCGGCCACCAUAGACUCUGACCAGUUCGCCGAUUACUUUGCCCUGCCAGUCCGCGAUAGCCUGGAACCGGCGCCGGUGGUGAGUGUUGAGGGCCGAGUGUUCAGGGUGCUGGAGUUCUACGCUGAUGAUCUCACUCCCGCACUUGGACAGCUCCCUGAAUUCGAUGAGAGUAAGCCUGAAUUAAGUGAGGAGAUCGAGGACAUGGCUGUCAAACUCAUCUGUGAGUUUGACUCACUGGAACGCAAAGAGCAAGGGCUGGACAAAGACACAAACUUUUCCCCUGUCCGCGGAACCGUACUGUGCUUUCUGCCAGGUUAUGGUGAAAUCUCGGAUUUGUACGACAAACUGAGAGUACAUGAAGCAAAACACAACCUGAAAGUCAUCCCUCUACACUCCACCAUCACUCAGGACGAGCAGAUGAGGGUGUUUGAGCCAGCUCUCAAGGGGCAGCGGAAGGUGAUACUGUCCACCAACAUUGCUGAGUCAUCAAUAACUGUUCCAGAUAUCAAAUAUGUCAUCGACUUCUGCCUGACCAAGAACCUGGUGUGUGACCCCAUGACCAACUACACCCAUCUGAUAGUGGACUGGGCAGCCAAGGCCAACUGUACCCAAAGAAAAGGUCGAGCUGGUCGUGUUUCCAAUGGCCGCUGCUACUUCAUGGUGACCAAGACAUUCUUCAGCCAGUGUCUGCCUGAAUUUGGAAUACCAGAGAUGCAGCGCUGCCCACUAGAAUCUCUGGUUCUAAAGACAAAGAUAUUCAACAUGGGAGAGCCGAGACGUCUGCUGGGUCUUGCCCUGUCUAUUCCAAAACUGGACGAUAUUGAGAGGACUAUCCUCAACCUCAAGGAGGUGGGUGCUCUAGCCACAUCGUACAACGCACCAAACAGCCGGUAUGAUGGAGACCUGACUUUCAUCGGGAGGGUACUCGCGGACCUGCCAGUUGAUAUACGUAUCGGGAAACUGCUUGUUCUUGGCCAUGUCUUCUGUCUUCUGGAAGAAUGUCUUAUCAUUGGAGCAGCACUCUCUCUCAAAAGUAUCUUUGCGAGACCUUUCAAGGCUAAACUGAAAGCUUUUGAGCACAAAUACAGCUGGGGAGCCUUUUCCUUGAGUGACUGCAUUGCGAUCCUGAACGCUUACAAGGUAUGGGAGAACAACAAGAAGCAUCAUGCCUUCAGGCGGACAGGAAUGACGGAGAGGAAAUGGGGGGAAUCUCACUUCAUUCAGAUCAGAAGGAUCAAUGAGGUGUCUGAGUUGAUCCGGGAACUAGAGCAGCGGCUGGAAAGGUUCAACAUCCAGAAGCCCGUCAGACAACCACAAUUCAAAGGGGACUACAACUCAUCCAAAGAGAGGCUGCUUCUCAAGCUUGUUCUGUGCGGGGCCUUCUACCCAAACUACUUCCUGCGGGGAGAAGUCGAUGAAGGGGAUGCUAUCAGGACACUAUCCAACCACGAUCCCAUGAACACUGUCGCAUUGAAGGGACUGCCGGCCAAUCAGGGCAUGCUGUACAAGGACAAACUGCAGCGUAUCUUCAGCGAUUGCAGUCGGGAUCCGCCUCCCAUCAUCAACUUCGAGGAAACAAAGGCUUUCAUCCAGUUCCCAUGGAAGGGCAACACGCUGUGUGAAUCUCGGGUACACAAGGGCAUAUACAUGGCCAUCAAACUCAGGUUGUUGCGGAUACCCAUCGAGGUGGAAAUGUACACGAGGGAAGAUGCGAACAUCAUUGCCAGCAACCUGCACCGAGCUCAGGACAUGGUGGCUUCCCAGGGGCAGCUUCGUACCAACAGGCUAAAGGGGUCCACUCAGCAAAGCCUUGGUCAAGUUGUGGAGCCUCCCAGGCCCUCGGUGUCAGGAGUCCUGGUCAUGGUCACUGCGGUGGUGGAGUUCGGACACUUCUGGGCACAGUACUACACGGACUUGGCCAUGAAUCAGCUGAAACACGUGCAGGACCAGCUUAACAGCUCCACUGCCUUGAUACAAGUGACCGGGUUUCUGGCGCCAGGGAGUUACUGUGCUGCCAUCUACCAGGAUGAGUCCGUCGCCUUCUACCGGGGCAGGAUCGUGGAGGUCCGGGGAAACAUGGUGCAGGUGUUCUUUGUUGACUAUGGCAACACAGAGACGGUGUCUCGAGAUCACAUAAGAGCAUUGCCUUCCGAGCUGCUGGAAAUCCCCUUCCAGGCAUUUGAAUGCUACCUGGCUCACAUCCGGCCGUCAAGUCUGAGGUGUCCUGAUGGUGUGUGGAGCAAGGAGUCGACAACAUGGUUCACUAGAGAGUACGUCAACAAGAUUCUGUAUGCCCAGGUGUUUUCCGUGGAGAGGAAUGCCUUGAGGCUACAGUUAAUUGAGAAGACGUCAAACAAUCAGCAAGUUGUGGUCAAUGAAGAUGUGGUCAGAAAAGGCUUUGCAGAUGUUGCUGAGGAAUCAUUUCUGUCCAAGCAAAACCAUGACGACCGCUGUGCAGAAGCAAUGAGUAUGACAGUAUCUCCAGAUAGUGCAUUGUCGGGACAGAAGGAAGAAUGGAUGAAUGUAGAAAUGCCACGAGAAACAAGAGCUGCCCUCAAGGGUUCCCAGCGUAAGGUAAAGCUGAUAGGUCCUCACAGUCCUUUGGAGAUGAGCUUCCAUAACAUGACGUUUGUAGGCAGACUGAGAGGCUCAAGGAUAGAUCAGGACAGUAUCAACUCUGUAGCCAUAGACGACGAGCCACAGAACAGCCAUGCCCGUAUGAUGGUUGCAGCGUUUGUUGGUCUGAAUCCCCAAGCGUCCGUGAUGAUGGCAAGGGACACGACGAUCAUGCCGCUGAUACCCGGCCUACCAGCCCUCAUGUGUCUACUGUUUGCUCCAGUGGCAGAACUCAGAACAAAUCCCAAACGGACCCAUUACACUGGUGCCAUCUGUGGUCUUGGAUACGAAGACCAGUCUAACUAUCCCAUCCUGCCUGAUCAUGACAUGGAGGUCACCUUUGACGCUCACAUCAAUGAUGAGGACAUUGACCUGAUCAACUGUGUGCGUCUUGCAAUCAACGUGGCGGUGGGGACGCAGGACACUGUCACAUGGGGUGGUGUCGCCACAGAGAAGUUGCAGAAUAAUGCCAGGAUCAAACUUCUCAGACUGGUGGAGAAAAGGAGGGAGUCUAUUGAGCCCUCUAAUUAUGACAGAGCUUAUCACUGGAAUCAGGUUGACCCGAAAUACCUGAUGGAGCCGCCAGAAUGUCACAAUCCAGUCAGUGAUGAUCCACCUCUGCUCAACCCUCAUUAUGCCAUUCGACUGGCGAGACCUGACGAGACGGAGAGGAGCUCCCUGCUGGAUGAAGUCCGUCACAGUGACUACUUAAAACACCAUCUGCAGGAACUGAAGUCACUUUCCAUCAGGCAUCGGAGCGAUACUGUGACCUGUGAGCUGUGUGACGUGCUGUGUACCACUCCAAGAACACUGUCUGCCCACCUACAGUCAGACAGCCAUCUUGCCAAAGAGAGCAAACUGUAUGGCAUAUAUCACUGAUGGGCCAUCGUACUUGUAUACAUCACAGACAGCCCGCCACUGUAUGGCAUAUAUCACUGAUGGGCCAUCGUACUUGUAUACAUCACAGACAGCCCGCCACUCUAUGGCUUAUGUAACUGAUCGGCCAUCGAACUUAUAUACCUCACAGACAGCUCGCCACUGUAUGGCUUAUAUCAUUGACUUUCCAAUACUGUAUGUGGCCUAUAUCAUUGACUAGUCAUCGAAGGUGAAUACUAAACAGAAAGAGUGCCACUGUAUGGCAUAUAUCAUUGACUGGUCAUCACCAGUAUAGCAUACGGACAGGGCACCACUUUGUGGAUACUGGCAUGGAGUAGCCAUUAUACCACCAAGACUUGGUGCCACUAGUACUCCACAGACCGAGUGCCACUUCAUGGCUUCAGGUCAAACAGGACAUCAUCUGUGAUAGCUGUGCCAAAUAUCCCAUUCUCAGGAAGAUUCUGAUGUUGGAGAUGACUGCAGACUGCUUCAACUAUACCAUGUGCAAGACCCACUUUGUGCUUGACAGAACGGUUGGAGGUUAUUGUUUUUAUCAGUUUUCACAAGAAGUGAAAGUGGCAGUGUGUCGUUAUUUGUUUAACUGAACUGCAACUUGUUUUGUAUUUCUUCCAGGUCCCUUAUUUCACAGAAUAGUUGUAAGUGACCAUUGAGUGAAGUCAGAUAAGUUGCCCCACAGACGACUGGGGAAUAUACACUAUAUUUCCCUUUUGUUUAAUUGAUUGUGCUAUGGUCAUAUUCUGUUUGUGUACUUUUUCCAAAGAUUAUGGUAAAAGUACAAAAAAUUGUAA